Molecule: messenger RNA, 2774 nt
Organism: Scomber scombrus (Atlantic mackerel)
Lineage: Eukaryota; Metazoa; Chordata; Actinopteri; Scombriformes; Scombridae
Gene: borcs5
Product: BLOC-1 related complex subunit 5
Exons: 4
Coding region: 233-826 (197 amino acids)
Biological process (GO): lysosome localization; positive regulation of anterograde synaptic vesicle transport; organelle transport along microtubule
Cellular component (GO): cytoplasmic side of lysosomal membrane; BORC complex; synaptic vesicle membrane
Source: RefSeq, a predicted model, not a curated record
GGAACAAGCGCACAGUCAUUACCUUUUUUAACAUUUAACUCGUGUUAAUAUAAAGAAAGGGUAUUUUUUUAAGCAGUGCAGGUUAUCACAUAACUACAGGAUUAAAGUCUAUUUAGGACUUUGCUUCAGCCUCCAUGUUGCGUUUGGAGGUCGUAUGAAGCUUUUACAGGACGUGUUUCGUCCUUGUUUUGUGUCUGGAAACAUUAACAAGAGCUAAUCACUAUUUAGCACCAUGGGAGCCGAGCAGAGUGGAGAUGCAGAGCACAAACACUCAGACUACAGCUCCUCAGUUGUUCCCUCUCCAGCAAAGCAGAAGGCGAAGAUGGACGACAUCGUGGUCGUGACCCAGGGGACUCAGUCAAUGCGAAAUAUCCACAAUGACCCAGAUGUCAUAAAGCUUCAGGAGAUACCCACAUUUCAGCCGCUUUUGAAAGGUGUGCUGAGCGGCCAGACGUCACCCAGCAGCGUGUGUCUGGAAAGGCUGGACACUGCUCAGGUUCUGCAGCUCUGCGUCCGAUACCAGGACCACCUACACCAGUGUGCCGAGGCCGUGGCCUUCGACCAGAACGCCCUCGUCAAGAGGAUCAAAGAAAUGGACUUGUCAGUGGAAACCUUGUUCAGCAUAAUGCAGGAGCGCCAGAAACGCUACGCCAAGUACGCAGAGCAGAUCCAGAAGGUCAACGAGAUGUCGAUGAUCCUGCGACGCAUCCAGAUGGGAAUCGACCAGACGGUGCCGCUGAUGGAGCGACUCAACAACAUGCUGCCUGAGAGCGAACGCCUGGAGCCCUUCAGCAUGAGGCCCGACGGGGAAUCUGUCACCAAGUAGCCUCUUUAAAUCCCCAACGUUGCUGCUUCCUACAACCCCCCUGAGUACUCCGUCCGUGCCCUCAGUCCAGGAGGAAGUGCAGGUGUGUCCAGCUGUAGGAAUAUUAAGCUUUUAUAAAUGGGUUGCAUCAUUAUACCCAUUUCAUUUUCAUAGUAGAGAAGGAGCUCAGCUGUGAAUGUCUGAGUCUCUCCAGGUCACAAUCACUUCAGUUUCAUUAUUUUAAUUAGAGCAGGGAGACUCUCUCAAUCAGCAGCAUCCUACUUACUAUUGCACUUCUAUCCAGCACUCACACAUUCAUACCUGAGUUCAACCAGCUGUUACUGGCCACUGACUGGCCCCACUGGAGGAGUCGCUCAUUUUAAGAUCUGCAUACAAUUGAACCCCAACUGUACGAGCAGCAGGCCUGGAGAUUAUUAUUAUUAUUACUAAUCCUCUCCCUGCAGGAUAUAAACUGGCAAGCUUCCAGACGAAAGGCAGGAGAGGAGCAGAUGCAUUUGAUUGAGAAUGAACUCCAGAUGCUCAAAAAACCCACAAAAAACAAGCCCCUCCAAAUGUGUCAUAGGUUUUACAAACUCAAAUGAAUGCGAGCAACAUAGAAAUAUCUCUAGAAGUUUGCUUACACCUGCCAAAAUAUCAGAACCACCCGAGACCCUCCAGUGGAUUGAUUUUUGGAUCUUAACAAUGAAGACAUUUGUCAAUUUGCGAUCCUGAUUUUCAUCUCACUCCCUCUGCCAUAUGCCGCCGUUUACAUGAUCACGUCCCUGAACUGCUUGCGUGCAGAUAAACUGCUUUUUUCCUGUAUAAUAUGGGUGUAUAAUUUUUGGGAUAUAAUGAAAAAGAAGAGGCUCAAAGAGACAACCAAGAAGAAUUUUUUUCUCAUUGGAUUACACACAAGGAGCAAGGAUGUACAGUGGGAGUAAAAUGAGAACCUUCUUCAGCCAUAGCUCCUCAUGGACGGAGGAAAGUCUGAAAUAUUCUCAUGAACUCUUGAACUUCAGUUUUCUGUUGACAGAACUUGACUUUAAUUUAUUUGGGUAGUUUUUCCCAGCAGUGCCGAGCUUGUUUGCAUGCAAAAUAGUGAAGAAAGCGAAGUGAAAUAGGACCUAACGGAGACCUGGACGCAAGGAUGAGGACAGAAAACAUUUGAUAACGUUCUCCCCUACUCGUCCACACGGUGCUUUUACACGACGCUAACAGAUUUCAGCAUUAAAUUAGUAUGUUUUGUUUGCUUGUUACAUUCAAAGUUAAACAUCACACAUACCAAAGAUUCACAAAUCCUCACAGCUGUUUAUUAAUAAGUGGCACCUUAGAAAAGAUAUUAAAAGUUUGGGCAUAUCUUUCAGCUGUUUGAGGAUAGUGGUCAAAUUAACUUCAUCGCUUCAUCUGUUCGAUAUUUGCUUCCGAUGUAUUUUAAGUCAUUCAUCAUUUGCUUAAAGGGUUAUAUCCAUCAAAUUACAAAAAACAUAUUUUCUCUACUAACUUGAGUGGUAUCUAUCAGCUUUGGUUUUAUUUGGUGAAUUUAUUUAGUUUGUGGUGCUCACAGCAUUAAAAAAUUGCAUUAAAUAAAUUAAAAUGUAGCAUUGUUAUCCUGAUAAUACACAAAACACUCUUAUCAAUAGCUGGAUAAUUUCUUUUGUGUAGAAGUAACCAGGACAUUGAUUUUGGAAAGACACAUUACUGAAUCUGUGAAUAUUUUUCACAAGAUAUUUAAUUAAAAUAUUAAUGAUAAAUAUAAGCACUACAAAUAAAAUCCUGUUCACCUCUGUUGUAAUUUCAGUAGCUGAAAUCGUUGGAAACUGACAUCUAAAAGCCUGCGUUCCUGCAUGACUUGAUACCACCAAAGGUUAGAGAGAAGUUACUGUAUGUUUUGUAAUUUGGAUGUUUAAAAAAAAAAAAGACGACCCUUUUAACUAAUAACAGGCCAGUUUGCAGUGUGGAAAUAAAAAAA